Messenger RNA from Protopterus annectens (West African lungfish), 1505 nucleotides. It is a transcript of the gene SUGP1, whose product is annotated as SURP and G-patch domain containing 1. NCBI's taxonomy places the organism in Eukaryota, Metazoa, Chordata, Ceratodontiformes, Protopteridae. Gene Ontology annotation, cellular component: nucleoplasm. The transcript is spliced from 9 exons. The coding region runs from base 66 to 1505 and encodes 479 amino acids. Gene Ontology annotation, biological process: RNA processing. The record is from RefSeq and is a predicted model, not a curated record. Gene Ontology annotation, molecular function: RNA binding.
AUCCCGAGAUCCUCAGCUACAACCUUGUUGUAGGAAGUGCGUGUGAUUUUGUGUUCCUGUUAAACAUGGAUGGGAAGGAAGCUCCAGGGAAGCCAGGCUGGUGGUUUGGGCUGCCACCAAAGCCAAACAAGGGGAAUAUGAAUGUGCAACAGCAGGAGGAACUGAUCGCGCAGAAGAAAAGAGAAAUUGAAGCAAAAUUGGAACAGCAAGCAAAAGAGAAGCAACAAGCUGCAGAGCGAGCAGCACAACUGGAACAAUGGAGUUGCUCUGAGAUAAAUUUUUUUUUUUAUAUAACUUUUCUGAAUGUUGUAGACUCUGGUGGUUCAGCAAACAAUACCCCUGCAUCAGCCCGCCCACAAAAGAAGCCUAUAUUAUUUGGAAAACGUCCUGGCCUUGGAGUCGGCAGUAUGCUUAAUCAGAUGAAAAUGUACUCGCAUGCAAAGCAAACGCCUGUUGCUGCCAGACCCAGUGUUUUCUUGUCACCUGAUGAAGAAGAGGAUGACGACUUGGAACAGUUAUUAGAAAUUAAAGUUUUACCCCCAGAGGAUGCAAGCACCAGAGACGUCAUAGAAAAACUGGCCAGAUUUGUCGCAGAAGGGGGUCCUGAGAUUGAAAAGAUGGCCAUGGAAGACUACAAGAACAAUUCUGCCUUUGGGUUUUUGUCUGAUCCAAAUAGCCGAGAGCAUCUGUAUUACAAAAAGAGAAUGGCCGAGUUCAAAAUGGAAAAGCUGAAAAGUGAGGCACCUCCAAAAGUACCUCAGAAAGAACAAUGUUGUAGCUUUCUGUACGAACCAAAUAGUAAAGGAUACAAGUACUAUCGCUUCAAGCUAGAGGAGUACCAGAAACACAAGGAUAAUGGUGGAGUGUUGACCCCUGCUGCAGAAACUGCAGAGAAACGCAAAAGUCCCGAGUCCAGUGAGGUGGAAUCCGCAGAAUCCCAGCCAGCAGACUCCAGUGCUUCAUCAUGUACAAAAAAAAGAAAAAAGUCCCGGUGGGGGCCAGAAGAGGAUAAAGUUAAUGUUAUAGCUACCCCUCCUCUUCCAGACACUCCUGCCUUGUCUGUAAGUAUUAUGCAGCAGAUGUUCGACAUGAUCAUGAAACACAAGCAAGCCAUGGCAGAAAUGCAGAUUAUGUGGGAGAAAGCAAUCCGAGACCACCAACAUGAGUAUGACAGUGAUGAGGAUGUUGACAAUGAUCAGGGUACUUGGGAGCAUCAGCUGCGGAAGAUGGAAAUGGAAAAAACACGAGAGUGGGCUGAACAGUUGACUGAAAUGGGCAGAGGAAAGCAUUUUAUUGGAGACUUCCUUCCACCUGAUGAGCUGGAAAAGUUCAUGGAAACUUUCAAGGCAUUGAAGGAAGGCCGAGAACCAGAUUACUCUGAAUACAAGGAAUUCAAGUUGACGGUUGAGAACCUUGGAUACCAAAUGCUGAUGAAGAUGGGCUGGAAAGAAGGAGAAGGACUUGGCAGUGAUGGACAGGGCAUUACUGCACCUGUAAAUAAGUAA